CGCGGGUACAUGUAGGAGAGUCUUCCUUGCUCCUCAAAAGUAGUUCUAUAUUUGAGAAUUUUUUUCAUUUCAGCGAACAAAAUUCUAGAGAGAGAAAAUGGCGAAGCCUUUGUUGGUGUUUUUCCUGCAUAUUUUGGCCUUCUUUGCUGUAAUUUCUGGUGAGGAAUUGAGCUCAAAGCAAUGUGAAGAUUUGGGUUUCACUGGCCUUGCCCUCUGUUCAGACUGCCAGACUCUUGCAGAGUAUAUCAAGGAUGAAGCUUUGGUGUCGGAAUGUAAGAAAUGCUGCACAGAAGACUCUGAUGAUUCCAUGAGUAAGGUUUCGUACUCCGGCGCUGUCCUAGAAGUUUGCAUGAGGAAACUUGUAUUUUAUCCUGAAGUUCUUGCUUUCAUUGAGGACGAGGCCGAUAAAUUCCCUUCUUUGAAAGUUCAAUAUGCUUAUGCGUCACCACCAAAACUUGUCAUGCUAGAUGAUGCUGGCAAUCACAAGGAAACCAUAAGGAUUGACAAUUGGAGGCGUGAACACAUUCAACAGUUUUUGCGGGAGAAGGUUGAGCCCCACGCAUCUCAAGACUUGUAAUCUAUCUCUCUCUCUUCUAUGUUUUGGAUGGGAUAUACGGACAUGAAUGGGCAUUUUAUGUGAAGGCAAACUUGCUUGUGUCA
This is a messenger RNA of Amborella trichopoda, 660 nucleotides long. RefSeq names its product selenoprotein family protein. Gene Ontology annotation, cellular component: endoplasmic reticulum lumen. The record is from RefSeq and is a predicted model, not a curated record. Gene Ontology annotation, molecular function: oxidoreductase activity. Lineage: Eukaryota; Viridiplantae; Streptophyta; Magnoliopsida; Amborellales; Amborellaceae.